Messenger RNA from Cuscuta campestris, 982 nucleotides. The record is from the annotation of a GenBank genome assembly. NCBI's taxonomy places the organism in Eukaryota, Viridiplantae, Streptophyta, Magnoliopsida, Solanales, Convolvulaceae.
AGUUAUUUGAUUGAAAUGACUGUUGCCAAAUGCUUUUUUUAUUAGAAAUUUCAGUCAGAUAACCAUUACCAAGUGGUCCCUUAAGGUAUAUAGUUGGCCAAUAACUCAAUAUGAAUGCCAGAGGAUUGGUAGUAGAGAUCCUUACCUCUUGUCCCGUUUGAUAUGUGGUCACUCUUUAUAUUGGCCGCCAUUCUAUAUUAACAGGAUGAGACCAUGGUUAUAGUUAUGGAUGAUGAUGGUGCACGUUCCAAGGGCAUUGCACGUUCAUUGAGGAAACUUGGACUCAAGAAGCCAUACGCGAUGCAAGGCGGGUUUCGCUCAUGGAUAAACGAGGGUCUUCGUAUUAAAGAACUAAAGCCUGAGACACCUCUUAGCAUCAUCAAUGAGGAAGUUGAGGCAAUCAUUGAGGAAAUCAACCCAACCCCAUUGAAACUUCUUGGAUUUGGAAUGGGUUUUAUAGCACUUGUGUAUGCGUUACUCGAGUGGGAGAAGACACUGCAACUGAUUGGUUUCCUUGGUCUUCUUCUGACUAUAUAUCUGCGACUUUCGUCCUACGAGGAUUCAGAAGAUAUUAUACAGGAUGUUAGGCUGCUGCUGGGCCCAUUUAGAUUGGGAGGACGGGCGAUUUCUUGGGCAAUCGGGAAGUUUAACAGGAGUAGUAAUGGGCUGCCCACUUUACCGCCAUGUUCAAGCGAUGUGCAUAGCAGGGUGUUGCAAGCUGCUGCCAAGCACGAGUCCCAACCAUCGGAAGAUCCAUCCUCUGCAACAAUGGCUUCUCCCAAUGGAAGUGUGGAUCUCCCAGAAGCAUAAUAUAUUUUGUUCGUUUGUAAAGGGAACUCUGGUUUUGGUAUAUAAAGCAAUAAUUAUAUAAUGUACCCCAAGACUUCCCUUACCUUUUCUUUUGGUGUUGCAAGCUGCUGCCAAGUAAGGGAAAACAUGUUACAAGUAUGGGUAAAAAUUGGAGUAAAAUUCUUUGACACGA